This is a messenger RNA of Schistosoma haematobium, 2263 nucleotides long. Its product is annotated as SH3 domain-binding protein 5. Gene Ontology annotation, cellular component: cytoplasm. Gene Ontology annotation, molecular function: protein kinase inhibitor activity. The record is from RefSeq and is a predicted model, not a curated record. NCBI's taxonomy places the organism in Eukaryota, Metazoa, Platyhelminthes, Trematoda, Strigeidida, Schistosomatidae. The coding region runs from base 856 to 1647 and encodes 263 amino acids. The transcript has 9 exons. Gene Ontology annotation, biological process: negative regulation of protein tyrosine kinase activity; intracellular signal transduction.
AUUGAAACUGAGUAUAUGUUGGAUAUUGGAUGCGACCUUAGGUUUUGGCGGCUUAUCCGUAGCUGUUCUCUAUCUGGUGAGCUUUUAACCUGCUUGAUUUCUAAGCUCUUCAGGAUUUCUUUUGGGAGUACAUAUGAAAGUCAACAAGUCUUCCAUAUGGUGAGUCACUCGAAAACAGUGGGAUUUUCUCAUGAAUCAAUAUCUUCAUUAUGACCAGUAUACGCUUUCAUCUCAAGAAGUUGAAGUCCAGUUAGAUAUACUUAAUAAAACAUCUACACAGAUUAAUGAUUUAGAAAGACGUUUGGAAAUUUCUCGUGAUGCUUAUCGUAAAGUUUUAUCAGAUCAGUCAGAUAAAUUGCAGAAAUUAAGUAAAAAACUUGGUAAAUGUAUAUUACGUACUCGACCAUACAAUGAAUUGAAACAAAAGCAAACGCACUAUCGUAAAGAAAUUCAACUGGCUGCUUUGAAGUAUGAAAACGCCAUAUCGACCUUAAAUGCAGCUCGUGACACUCUGGCUAAAUUGGAAGCAUGUGUUUUAGAGCCUGGUGUUAGAGAUCCAAACACAUUGGAGUCUCUAAACCAAAGUAUUACGGAUUUUAAUAAUGCUAACAAAUCAUUGAAUAAUGCCAAAUUAGAACAUGAGAAAUUAAUGGAAAUUUAUGCCACAAAUGAACAAUCACUUCGUUGUUUAGAGAAACGUCUUCGUUUCGAUAUUCAAAAAGCGAAGCCUUACUACACCAUGUAUGAUCAUUUCAUGUUGAAAAUGGAGUUUCAUAGAGAAUAUCGGAUGCUAAAACACAUGUUGAAUUAUGUACAGAUAAAUUGAAAGCAUGUAAAAUUAUUUAUAGUGAUGCAAUGUGUAAAUUAGAACUUCUAUCCGAUUCUAUUCAUACAAAGAGAUUAAAUCAAAAUGAUCAUAGUAAUAAUGAACAUUCCCAUAGUAAUAAUAAUAACAAUAUGGAUGAUUAUGUCAUGAUGAAAUCAUUCUCUAAACAAUAUGAAUCUAUUCAAUAUACAAAUGAAUGUUCAAACAAUCAAUUUGUGAAGGAGAACACACUGAACAAAUCAAAUAAUGAUUGUUUAAAUGUUACUAUUGUUGAUCAUUUGAAAAUCGAUAAUCAUAAUCAUACUACUGAUAAUGAUAAUGAUAAUUCAACUGUUAAUUGUUUUCCUAUAAUGAAUGGUUUAUUCGAGUCACUUCAUCAAGCUUCCAUUGAGAUUGAUUCACUUCAAAAUUCUCCAUUUUUAUCUUCAAUUCAUUCAAAAGAUUACUGUAAUAGUACAACUAAUUCAUAUUGUACUACUAUUGAUACAAAUACUACUACUACUACUAUGACAACAUCAUUAUUAUGUACAGAGAAUAAUUCAUAUACAGAAUCUCUAUCUUUAUCAUCUCAUACAUCAUCAGCAUCUAUUUCACCAGCAUUAUCUUUUGAUACGUUUACAACACCAUCAUUAACAACAACAACAACAUCAUCAUCAUCAUCACCAUUGUCAUCAUCAUCAUCAUUGUUAUUCGAUGAACAAUCUUCUGCUUUAAUGUUAAUGAACUCUUUUAAUAAUUUAAAUUUAACCAAUAACUCAUCACAUUCAUUUAUAUCAAAAGAGAUUUGUUGUAGUAAUUUCACAAUAACAAAUUCUAGUUAAAUAGUAUUAAGAUUUUUUUAAUGUUAAUUUCAUUACUACUAUUUAAGUUAAAAGUAGUUUGCUUAUUUAUUGAUUAUGUAAUUUUCAUUUGAAACGAUUAAAUGGCCUCUGUUAUACCAUGACAAUAAUGUAUGUAUUGUAACGUUGUUCAAUGUUUUAACUUGGUUCAUUGGAGUAGUGAAUGUAUAUUACUGUAAAGAAUUCAAUAAAGAACUAUGGAAUUACUGCUGAUUCAAAGUUCUAAUAUAAGAGUUUAUUAUAUAUAUUUUUCGUUUUGUUUACAAAAAGAAGAAACGUUAGUUUCUUUUAUUAAUUGAAUACUCCCAUCAUUUGCUUUCUUUUCUUUUCUUUUUCUGGUAUAUUCUUCUAUUGUUCAUCAUUACUUUAUAUACAUAUAUAAACCUUAAAUGGUUAGUAAUGGGAUAAAUGCAUUGUAAAGUCAAUAUAUUACUAACAUGGGAAUAUUGUCUAAUUUAUUGUUGUUAUUAUUAUUAUUUUUACUGGCUAUUAUCUAGUCAUAAUUGAAUGCGUUUUACAAUCAACUUUAUACAGAUAUCUAUUAUUUAAUUCAUUCAAAAAAUGCAUUUUAACUAGCUUAUUGUGUUUUAUUGAUUUA